AUGGCUCCAAGAAACGCUACAUCAGCUAAGGACUUCGUCGACAUGCCUCUGGAUGCUUAUAGAGCAUCACGCCGCAAAACUGUUGCCCAUGCCAAGAAGACCAACACUAAAAACCCAAAGAAGAAACCGGUCGAUUUUAAAAUAAGACCCAACGAUCACUCCAGAAAGAUCCAAACAAAGGUGAUCAAGAUUGUAAUGAACGUUCCUGUAAGGAAGACUCAAGUAGCUGAUACGAAGCCACGAACUUGGUACAAGAAGAAGGACACAUAUCCUACUCAGCGAACCAAUCAACGCAUUGACCAACAUCAUAACUCUGGCAGAGUUAACAAGAAUAAAGCUGCCUUCAAGUCCAGAAAGCCCGCCCAGCCAAAAGUCAACCUUGCAGAAUUGGACAAAGAACUCGACGCUUAUAUGAAGAGCUCCAAACAUUACAAACAAUAA
Messenger RNA from Bursaphelenchus okinawaensis, 441 nucleotides. The record is from the annotation of a GenBank genome assembly. Lineage: Eukaryota; Metazoa; Nematoda; Chromadorea; Rhabditida; Aphelenchoididae.